CUGUGCAGUUACACAAUGGCUUUAAGGAAGUGGACUUUUUUAUUGGCUUUAAUGAGCCUCCUGUCUGCAGAAUCAAAAGCUCAGCUUGAUGUAUGCGGCACUGCUCCACUCAGCACCAGGAUAGUUGGAGGUGAAGAUGCUCCACCUGGACGCUGGCCGUGGCAGGUCAGUGUGCAGCUAUUUGGUGAACAUUUUUGUGGUGGUUCGCUCAUCAACAGAGAGUGGGUGAUGUCUGCUGCUCACUGCUUCAUGGGGACAAGUCCACUUGGAUGGAAGGUUUCUCUCGGCCGUCAGAGCCUGCAGGGUGAAAACCCAAACGAAGUGUCCAGAAAUGUCACCACAAUCAUUUUGCACCCAAACUAUGACGAUCUGACCGCCGACAACGACAUUGCUCUGCUCAGACUCUUGUCGCCAGUCAAAUUCACUGACUACAUCAGACCUGUGUGUCUGGCAGCCAGUGGCAGUGUGUUCAACAAUGGCACCGAUAGCUGGGUGACUGGCUGGGGUGCAGUCAAAGAGGGAGUGUCCUUACCAUUCCCUGAAACUCUGCAAGAAGUGGAGGUGCCAGUUCUGGGAAACAGACAGUGCAGCUGCCUGAAUGAAGGUCUCAGAGUCACAGACAACAUGAUCUGUGCUGGUGUUCUGGCAGGAGGCAAAGACUCGUGCCAGGGAGACUCGGGAGGUCCAAUGGUGAGUAAACAGGGCUCUGUUUGGGUCCAGUCUGGAAUUGUGAGUUUUGGUAUUGGUUGUGCUCGGCCCAAUCGGCCAGGAGUCUACUCCAGAGUGUCCUGUUACCAGUCCUGGAUCAGCGCUCACAUCCUCUCUGAUAAGCCAGGAUUUGUCCAGUUCACCUCAAGUGGGCUGGAUGCUGACAGCAACUUCACCUGUCCUGGUCCUGGAAGAAGACCUACAAUGUCAGUUUGUGGUGCAGCCCUCUUGGACAGUCAUGCAGGAGGAGACAGGAGCAUUGUACCAGAAGGAACUUGGCCCUGGAUGGUGAGGCUUCACGAAAAUGGAGUGUACCGAUGUGGAGGAACCUUAAUAUCUGACAACAUUAUUCUCACUGCUGCACAAUGCUUCUCUACCACCAGACCAAAUGCCAGUGAAUGGAACGUGUUUCUUGGCCUUCGAGUUGCAAAUGGUUCUGAAGCGUUUGAGAUGUCUCUGGGUGUUGUGAACAUUACAAUGAGCAAAAUGACUGCCUCCAGUAUUGCACUUUUACAACUGGUCGAAUCAGUCGCUUUCAGCCAUUACAUCCAGCCCGUGUGUUUGGACAUUAACGAUUCCAGAUCCUUCCCGAUUGGCAGUCAGUGCUGGGUGACAGGCUGGGACAACAGGAACAGCAGCAGAGGUGCUGGUAAAGCUGGCUUAGUUCUUCGAGAACUUGAAACUCAAGUAGCAAGUUGUGGAAAUCUUUCUGAUUCAGAUAACAUUUGUACUCACGCCAUAGACCUGCAAGAGGGGGAUCAGGGCAGUCCUCUGCUGUGCAAGUCAGAGUCAUUGUGGUUCCAGGUUGGUGUCGUAACAGUGAGUGGAAACGCAUUGAGCCAUGCAGAUGUUGAUGUCUUUACCAAAAUCUCAAGAUUCGAGUCGUUCUUAAAGGAGAAGGUUGGCCAAACACCAGCUCCUGCAGCACUUCUGACAGGAAAUUCACCAGAUUUCUCAGUUUCCUUACUGCUGUCUUUUGCUGUCCUCAUUAUAUCAGUGUUCCUGUUGUGA
Messenger RNA from Archocentrus centrarchus (flier cichlid), 1719 nucleotides. Its product is annotated as polyserase-2-like. The transcript has 10 exons. The record is from RefSeq and is a predicted model, not a curated record. The coding region runs from base 16 to 1719 and encodes 567 amino acids. Gene Ontology annotation, molecular function: serine-type endopeptidase activity. Lineage: Eukaryota; Metazoa; Chordata; Actinopteri; Cichliformes; Cichlidae. Gene Ontology annotation, biological process: proteolysis.